This is a messenger RNA of Caenorhabditis auriculariae, 450 nucleotides long. NCBI's taxonomy places the organism in Eukaryota, Metazoa, Nematoda, Chromadorea, Rhabditida, Rhabditidae. The record is from the annotation of a GenBank genome assembly.
AUGAGUGUCAAACGACAUAACCGUACAGGUUCCACCGAGACCCGCAGGCCUCUUCAGGUUUUUGGAGGCUGCAUCACGGACCAUGACGAUUACGGGUACAGAACCAGAAUGCUUGCACACGAAAUCUCACAGCCUGUGAUGCAGCCGUCGACCCUGAAGGAAGGCGUUGCGCGUCGUCGUCGUCAGCAGCAGAAUAUUUUUCUUUCCGGAUGGAGUCCGAAAAUAGUCGCAGGCAUCGGAGGUAGAGAGCGGCAGAAGUGGACCGCCGCACAGAACACUGCAGAUGCAGAAAUGAGCACACGCGACGCAUUGAUCGCGUCACGUGAAACGGCGUCCCUGGAAUACGAUAAGCUCCGCCCACCUCCGCUACGAGACCCUUUCUGCUGCUCUCUGAGUCCCUACCACAUCCCUGGUCGUCUGUCGGCGCGAUUUCAAAUUUUGUCCGUUUGA